Molecule: messenger RNA, 1428 nt
Organism: Perognathus longimembris pacificus (Pacific pocket mouse)
Lineage: Eukaryota; Metazoa; Chordata; Mammalia; Rodentia; Heteromyidae
Gene: Crebl2
Product: cAMP responsive element binding protein like 2
Exons: 4
Coding region: 142-504 (120 amino acids)
Biological process (GO): regulation of DNA-templated transcription
Cellular component (GO): nucleus
Molecular function (GO): DNA-binding transcription factor activity
Source: RefSeq, a predicted model, not a curated record
CCCCGGCGUCCGCUUCGCCGGUCUUGAGGCGGCCUCAGGGCCCGGGGACGACGGCUGCGGGGAGGCGGGCCGGGGGAGGAAGGAGGCGGCGGACCUCAUCCCGUUCUCGGGGGCGCCUGGGCCGGGUGGCGGCCUGCGGCCAUGGACGACAGCAAGGUGGUAGGUGGCAAAGUGAAGAAGCCAGGCAAGCGAGGCCGGAAGCCGGCCAAAAUUGACCUGAAAGCCAAGCUGGAGAGGAGCCGGCAGAGUGCCCGGGAGUGCCGUGCCCGGAAGAAGCUCCGCUACCAGUACCUGGAGGAAUUGGUGUCCAGCCGAGAGCGGGCCAUCUGUGCCCUCCGAGAGGAGCUGGACAUGUACAAGCAGUGGUGCGUGGCCAUGGACCAAGGCAAGAUCCCUUCUGAGAUCAAGGCCCUGCUCACUGCGGAAGAGCAGAGCAAAUCUCAGCAGAGCACCAGCAGGCUCGGCAAGACCGGCAAGGCAGACGCCGCCAGCAAUUCCUGGUGAAGGUCUGUGAGGAGCUCUGAUUGCCACGAAGGGCGCCCUGGCCCCCCGACUCUGAGAGUCUGUGGCAUCUGCCAGUUGUGCAAGCGAGUGUGGAUCGCAGAUCAGAGCGUGGAGUUUCUGCCCUAACCCCACCAUGCCUGCCACGUUCAAGUGUGGCGAUGCUCGAAAACCGGGAAUAGAAAACGGGUGAAGACUGGGUCUUGGUACCUGAACUCCACAUGGCUUCUUUGGUUAAUUGAUGUUCUUUCCAUGUAAUCGGGUGUAUGGACGCAGUGCAUGCAUGUGUGUGUGCAUGCGUGUGUUUGCUUGUGUUUGGGUGUCACCUCCUCUCAUUUUGGUCACCCCACAAGGAGAAACCAAAUGGGCUGACAGGUGCUGGGUCUUUAUACUGACUUGAGUCAAGUGUAUUUCUGGCUCCAUCCAUGAUUGCUCAGCCCUUCCAGCAUAAGCGUUCGUGAACUACCAUCUCUGUUGUUAAAUCCACACCUGUGCCAAUAAUGUACAUGUCAGCCAAACCCACUGUGGAGGCCCCGUGGCAGCUCCCACGAACCCCACCACGAGGCCCUGUGGCAGCCCGUCUGGGCCGCUGCUGUCUUCCCAGCUGUAUUUACACUUUUGCUGUGGCCAAGUGGACACGUGGAGAGUAGUCACAUUCGAUUUUUAACCAGAGCAGCCACCAGUCACCCGUGUGUGUGUAUGUAUGUGUCUGUCUGUCUGUUUGGAGGACUGGCCUGUUUGUGUUCCCAGUUCAUUCAACUUUGUGAAGAAGAUGGGGAAACGGAUGUUGACACCAAGUCUGGGCCUCCCUCUCUGGGGCAGAGCCAGGGUGUAGGGCUGGCAAACACCAGGACUCGGCCUCCUCCUGGCCCGAGUGUCCUCCUAGGUGUGUCUCAGUCUGGGUCCUGUGGUCCAGAGGAGGAGGAG